Messenger RNA from Drosophila yakuba, 459 nucleotides. It is a transcript of the gene Cpr60D, whose product is annotated as pupal cuticle protein Edg-78E. The record is from RefSeq and is a predicted model, not a curated record. The transcript is spliced from 2 exons. NCBI's taxonomy places the organism in Eukaryota, Metazoa, Arthropoda, Insecta, Diptera, Drosophilidae. The coding region runs from base 125 to 406 and encodes 93 amino acids.
CUGUCUGGUUAAUCGCAGUCAUUUCAUUAGCAGAUGCGAUUGAAACCCGUUUAGUGGGCUAGGCAACUUCGGCGCAGUAUAAAAGGCCGACGGCCACUGUUUCACUUCGAGAAGCUGCUCUAAAAUGCUGAAAUAUACCCUCAUCUUUGCCCUGUUCGUCGCUUUGGCCAGCUGCAGUGAGGACGAUCUGCAGGCGCAGCUUCUGAAGUCGGAGAACAAGCAGAACCUGGACGGAGCUGGGCAGUUCCAGCACGAGAUCACGGUCAGCAAUGGCAUCCAGGUGAAGGCUCAAGGCAACGUGAACGGCAUCCAGGGCGAGUACUUCCUGCCCGGCGAAGAUGGCAAGCAGAUUCGAGUGACUUACACCGCAGAUGCCACCGGCUUCCAUCCGAAGGUCGAGGAGUGAUGUUUUUUAAUUUAUAAUGCCGGUUUUUUCCAUAAAAUGAGCUGUGAGUUUAA